AUGAGUGGUGAAAUUGUUACAUGGACUGAGGUAGCUAAGGCCACUUUAGCUAAAGCUGAAAAAUACAAGAGUACAACUAAAGGAGGAGGAAGCCAAAAAGAUGAGUUUUCUCUCACAAAAUGUAUGCAAAUCCUCGAAGGAAUGGAAGAAGUCAAUGAUGAUGCCUACAUGAAAGCUAUUGAGAAAUUUAAGGAUCCAGAUUGGAGAGAGAUUUUUAUUAAUAUGUCUAUUAUUAGAAAGAGAGCUUGGAUUAGGAGUAAUCAAAUGGAUGAUUCUAGUUCAUCUUCUGCAGAUAGCGAUUUUGAUGAUUUUUUAGAUUUUUUAAUGCUAAACAUUUUAAGUGAUUACAAUGAAAAGUUUAUCGAGAAAAUCCUUCAAAGAACAUCUGCUUUAUGUGGAGAAGAUUUUGUGAAUACCAAGCUUCUAUGUACAAUAGGUUUUCUCCCACAAUAUCGUGGUGAAAGAUACAAUUUUCAAGAAUACAACAGUGGAAGUAAUCUACCACGUGGUAUGAAAGAACUUUUCAAUUAUAGGCAUCCUUCACUCAGGAAUGUCAUUGAACAGUGCUUUGGUGUACUGAAAGCACAUUUUCCUAUAUUGAAGAUGAUGUCACCUUACAAAUUGAGUAGACAACCUUUGAUAGUUAUUGCUUGUUGCACUCUUCAUAACUUUAUUCGUCAACGCACACAAUAUGAUCAUAUGUUUAGAGAAUGGGAAGAAAAAGAACUUGAUGGUGACGACAACAUAGAGGAACCUUACACUAGUGUGUCAAGAUGUGAAGUCAAUUGA
Molecule: messenger RNA, 789 nt
Organism: Humulus lupulus (European hop)
Lineage: Eukaryota; Viridiplantae; Streptophyta; Magnoliopsida; Rosales; Cannabaceae
Exons: 3
Coding region: 1-789 (262 amino acids)
Source: RefSeq, a predicted model, not a curated record